AUGGUGGAAGAACAACAGCAACAACCUAAACAAAAGACAGAAAAAGAAAUUGCACGUGAAAAAGCAAAAGCAGAAAAAUUGGCAAAAUUUGCUGCAAAACAAAAGAAAAUUGAAGAAGAAGCUAAUAAAACGUCACAAAAUGUAAAAAAAUCUGGAAAAAAGGCCGCAACUGUUGAUGCUACCGAAUUUCAAUGGUCAGUAGAUCCUGAUGGAAGAAAAGAUGUUUUGAAAAUAUUGCCGUCAACAUAUUCGCCAGUCUACGUUGAAGCAGCUUGGUAUGAAUGGUGGGAACGUCAAUUUACUAUUGUUAUUCCACCACCUAACGUGACUGGUGUGCUACAUUUGGGACAUUCUUUGUCUACUACUGUUGAGGAUUCUAUUGCUAGAUGGCAUCGUAUGUGUGGUAAGACAGUCCUUUUUGUACCCGGUUGUGAUCAUGCUGGAAUUGCUACCCAAGUGGUUGUUGAAAAAAAGCUUGAGCGUGAAUGUGGGCUAAACCGUCACCAAAUUGGUCGAGAAAAAUUUAUUAAUGAAGUAUGGAAAUGGAAGAAUAACAAAGGGCAUAUUAUCUACGACCAAAUUCGUAAAUUGGGUGCUGGAGUGGAUUGGGAUCGCGCUGUUUUUAUGAUGGAUCAGAAAAUUGUUCGUGCCGUAACCGAAGCUUUUGUACAAAUGCACGAAAAAGGUGUCAUUUAUCGCAGCAAAAGACUGGUCAAUUGGUCAUGCACUUUACGUUCUGCUAUUUCUGAUAUUGAGGUUUUUGUAGAUAAGAAAGAAAUUGAAGGACGUACUUUCGUUUCUGUCCCUUCUUACAAAGAAAAAGUUGAAUUGGGUGUUCUUGCUGAAUUUGCAUAUCCAGUAGAAGGCUCUUCGGGUGAAGAACUUGUUGUUGCUACUACUCGUAUUGAAACGAUGCUUGGAGAUGUUGCAGUGGCUGUACAUCCAGAUGAUCCUCGUUAUAAGCAUCUUAUUGGAAAGAACUGUGUCCAUCCUUUCGUCCAACGGUCUAUGCCAAUUAUUGCUGAUACAUUUGUGGAUCCAAAUUUUGGUACUGGAGCUGUAAAAAUUACUCCUGCUCACGAUCAUAAUGACUAUGAAGUUGGUGUUCGACAUUCUCUUCCAUUUAUCAAUAUAUUGAGUGAUGAUGGAAUUCUUUUACCGAAUUGUGGUGAAAAAUUUGCAGGGAUGAAACGGUUUGAUGCUCGAAAGAAGAUUGUGGAGGAAUUGAAAGCUCUUGGUCUUUAUAAAGGAGAUAAAGGUCACCAAAUGAUUUCGAUCAAAUGAUGUUAUUGAACC
This is a messenger RNA of Meloidogyne enterolobii, 1296 nucleotides long. Lineage: Eukaryota; Metazoa; Nematoda; Chromadorea; Rhabditida; Meloidogynidae. The record is from the annotation of a GenBank genome assembly.